Molecule: messenger RNA, 1429 nt
Organism: Pygocentrus nattereri (red-bellied piranha)
Lineage: Eukaryota; Metazoa; Chordata; Actinopteri; Characiformes; Serrasalmidae
Exons: 6
Coding region: 259-846 (195 amino acids)
Cellular component (GO): membrane
Source: RefSeq, a predicted model, not a curated record
GACUCACAGGCUGGUAUAGUUUAUUGAGCUUCACAGCUGCUUCACCGGCUGAAGACUAAAUAGCUCAGUGGCUAUUAAUGCUCUUUAGACAAGCUCAAGUAUUGCCUGUUUUUUUCGUUCGUCUCGGAUCUUUUAGUUCCUUUUUGCCACUCUUGGUCAGCUGGACUAAAACUUUUGUGCAGUGCGAGUUGCGCAGAUGUGAGUUUCUCUCAGGACGCCACACAGGAAGCUGACUGUGUUUAACAGUGCUGUAACAUCAUGGCUCGAGCCGCUAUUCCCAUGGACAUCAUUGAGGAGGAUACAAGAAAACAUGGACGUCUGACUGAUGAGGAUGACAGUCACCCGUUGAUUAAAUACUACAAAGCCACCACGCUGAUUCCUGACAAACCGCCACCUCUGCAUCGACUGCUGGACAGACAGCCAGCAGCGUGGGCCUCUGUGCAGGUCACCAGUGGGAUCCUGAGUUUCGGUCUCGGUGUGGUGUUCGCUGUGGCGUUUGGAAUAGACAAAUUUCUCCUCACCCUCUUUAGGGUUCCUCUCCUGACUGGAAUAAUGUUUUUGGUUGCUGGAUUUUUGUCCAACCUGCUGCAUAAACACCCUGGACUGCUACAGGUCUGCUUUUACUCCAACAUACUGUGCCUGGCCGUGGCCACCACUGGAGCCAUACUGCUGUGCGUCGAUUUAGCCAAACAUCAGCCAGACAAACUGCACUUCCAGGUGGAAAUCAUGGUGCUGUGUGUGACACUGUUGGACAUGGUGGUCUCCGCUAUUCUCAUCAUCUUCAUGUAUGCUGAGAAACGCAACCUCGAGAAAAACAGCUCUAGUUCCAGCACUCGGCGAGAAUAAACCGAGAAGAAAAAAUCUCAGACCUGCUGGACAAAACCAAAUUAUUCAAACAGAAAUGACCUGAAGAAUCUCCAAAUACUACCAGCCUGGAGACUCGCCAAGAAUCCAUAGAACCUAGAACAAGCAAUUUAAAUAGAAUUUUCAAGCGCACACACACACACACACACACACACACACACAUAUUUUCUAAGCCGCUUCUCCCUCAGGGUCGCGGGGGGUGCUGGAGCCUAUCCGAGUGGUCAAUUUUCAAGCAAAUUUCAAGAAAUAUUAAAGAGCCAGUUCAGGGAAAAAAAUUGAAUUUACAUUAUUUUCCCACCACCAAAAUGACAGUGUCUAUAAAACAUGGACCAAUCUCUGAAAAUGAACCCUUGUGUGGUGUUGAUGUGUUUGUUACUCAGUGGGAACAUUGUUUUUUUUUAAUCAACAUAACAAUUUAUGUGAAAAUACCAGAUGUUUAAAAUAUCACAAGUGCCCAGUGUAGGGUUCACCUUCAGCAGCUGUAGCCAGUCAGCAGCCUGUCCAAGUUGUCCACCCUGACACACACACACACAUACAUAUAUAUAUAUAUGUGUGUGUGUGUGUG